Elgaria multicarinata webbii is the source of this 931-nucleotide messenger RNA. RefSeq names its product BAF nuclear assembly factor 1 (gene BANF1). The transcript has 4 exons. Bases 145 to 414 code for a protein of 89 amino acids. The record is from RefSeq and is a predicted model, not a curated record. Gene Ontology annotation, molecular function: DNA binding. NCBI's taxonomy places the organism in Eukaryota, Metazoa, Chordata, Lepidosauria, Squamata, Anguidae.
AAGUCGCCCUCGCGACCCGGAAGUGGAAGCACGGCAGCGCGGGAGCGACGGUUGAGGCGAGCGCGGGGUACCUGAGCUUUCCACAGCCUUGCCUUGUUGCAGUGCUUGGGCUGCCUCUGUGCCAAAGGCAGAGCAGCAGCCAAAAUGACCACCAGCCAGAAGCACCGAGACUUCGUGGCUGAGCCUAUGGGGGAGAAGUCUGUGGGCACUUUAGCGGGCAUUGGAGACGUACUUGGCAAGAAGCUGGAAAACAAAGGUUUUGACAAGGCUUACGUGGUGCUUGGGCAGUUUUUAGUGCUGAAGAAGGACGAAGACCUCUUCCGUGAAUGGCUGAAGGACACGUGCGGCGCCAAUGCCAAGCAAUCCAGAGACUGUUACGGCUGCCUGCGGGAAUGGUGUGACGCCUUCUUGUGAACGCCGUUGAUUGAAGCUUGGUGGAUGCUGUUAGGGCUUUUGUAGUUAGCUAGAGAUUGAACCUCCCCUUCUCCCCCAAGUGUAUAUUUCUUAUAAACCUUCCAGCAUCUACAAGGAGCUAUUGCUCCUGACUCCAGGAAAAAAAAAACAUCAUUGCCUUUUUAAUGUAACUGAACCUUUUCUUCUGGGGCAGGGAGUUGAAGAGGGGGAAAUGUUCCAAUCUAGAGCUCUGUAGAGGUGAUUGGCUGUCAUUUGACUUUGUUGAGCCACCUAACUCCAAAACCAUACCUGCCUACUGACAUAAGGGAGAGUUGUCAAAUCUCUUGGCUUGAGUCCAUUUGGCUUGACGUUUACCUGUUAAUUCUAAAAACAAGAAUUGUAUUAGGAUUCCCCCCCCCUGACUUGUUCCCCCUUUUUGAUCCUCGACAUAACUUUUAUGCCUGUCGGCUUAGCGACAAGAACCAAAAAUCAUUGCAAAGUUUUUAAAACAAUAAAAAUCGGAUGUGUUAAAUGCUCA